Penaeus monodon (black tiger shrimp) is the source of this 633-nucleotide messenger RNA. RefSeq names its product glycine-rich cell wall structural protein-like. The transcript has 3 exons. Bases 135 to 515 code for a protein of 126 amino acids. The record is from RefSeq and is a predicted model, not a curated record. Lineage: Eukaryota; Metazoa; Arthropoda; Malacostraca; Decapoda; Penaeidae.
CAUAUUUCUUAAACAGAAUGCUUGCUAUGACCUUGACUUUCGUCCUGAGGUGUAUAUAAGCUGAGGUCCAACCCGAGGCUGAUCCCAUUGCCUGUUCUGCUUGCAUCUGGUACCCACAUUUGCGUAGUUUCGCCAUGAAGUCGCUGUCGAUGAUCGUGGCCCUUGCUGUGGUCGCUUCCUGCCUGGUGGGCUGGGCCAGCGCCAUGCCUGAGCCUUACGCCUUAGCUGACGCCGACGCUGCAGCUGUCCCCGACGCUGUUCCUAAAGCUGGCGCUGAGGCCGAUCCUCACUUUGGAUUCAGAAGAGGGGGUUUCGGAGGCUUCGGAAGAGGUUAUGGGGGUUUCGGAGGCUUCGGAAGAGGUUAUGGGGGUUAUGGAGGCUUCGGAAGAGGUUAUGGGGGUUUCGGAGGCUUCGGAAGAGGUUAUGGGGGUUUCGGAGGCUUCGGAAGAGGUUAUGGGGGUUAUGGAGGCUUCGGAAGAGGUUAUGGAGGUCACUUCGGUCGCGGCUUCUGGUAAAAACCUCCAGCUCAUGACACUCGGACAGUGACGAUUGCUUUGUUACACUGGCCUUUUCAAGCCGAAUUUCCGUUUUCACAGGAGUCCUGAAUAAAAUUUAGCCAUAUGAAGAAAUGAC